AUGGAUAAGGAGAACGUAACCUUAUCGGCUGGUACCAGCUUGACAGGUGGCGGCGCGGAUGCUCAUAGCAACACAAGUCUCGGCCAAAACCUCGCACUCAGCCCAUCUCGCGGCCUUGGAAUUGUCGCAAAUGGCACCGAUAAAGCUCUCGGAGGCUCAGUUGCACCCCAGCGAUUCGCUCCGCCUCAGCCCGCCCAAACAUCUGCACCUCUACGGUCGCCAUCAGCAAAUGCCGGCGGUGUCAAGCGCGGUGCCUCCCUGCUCGAAAAGCCCGAACCCAAGAAAGCUCGACCGAGAAAAGACAACGCAGGUCAUAAAGGCAAGUCGUCCGCGGUAAACAAAUCAGGUUUGCAAGGCUCCGGACAACCCUCCGAUGCUAUUGACCCCGACUCAUGCGGGAAGCACCUUGCACAGUUGAUGACACGACUUCAUCGCGUAUGCAAAGAAGAGGGCCACCCUGAACGACUCUUCGAGCUGACCGCUCAGAAGAUCCUGCGGGAUGCUUCGAUAGACAAUAUACUAGUUGUGUUGAGGAGCCGAUGGUCGAAAAAGCUGUCCCGACAUGCGACUGAUAGCAAGAAAACCUCUGAGAACAAGACGGCUGAUAGCAAGCCUUUCGGUCUCCAUCCGGUCGAUAUUCUGAUAUUAGACAGUCUCUGGACGCAGAAAGAACUACAUGGUGCCAAGAGGUCAUCCCUUCGUUCGCGGAUCCAGUUAGAAAAGGACAGUUUUCGCUCAAGCGGCGGUAGCUGGCCGAUAGGCGAAUGGACACCUGCAGAGGAGACGAAAUGGGGAUCUACCAACGGGGCAGGCGACACCGACAAGAAUGCGGCCAGCGAUGACGAGGAUGGAGCCUUCACAGACGAUUUGAAGCAUGACACCUCAUCAGGACCAAAUUUCGGGCAAGGCGGUCCUGCUCGGCACACAGAACUCGAGGGUGGCAACGAAGCCAGACCCGUCAUGCCACUGACAAAUGCACCGUUUCAGAUGCCCUCGUUCCUCGGAGAACAUGAUGCUAGUAGCAAGCCAGCCAUCACUACUAGAAGGGGAAAUGAGGACAUUACUACCCAUAAUACAACCAGCAACAUCAAAGAUUUCCGGGCACCUUCUACUCCGAGCCGAGCAUCUACCAGUAGUACCAGCGUCAAACAGACUGUCGCAGUGAAUGAACAGCAGUCGGCCCUCGGCAAGUCAUCUUCAGACAUCCAGAUCAAGUCAGAGAACCAGUCCCCGAGUUUUCUACCCGCUGUAUUCAGUGUUCCUACGCGUACCAAUGGCGACGGAAACGCAAAUCAGGAUCGAGUGGCAUCGGCAAAGGGCCAAAUUACGCAAGCAAACAUUGAGGUCAAACCCGAGAACAAACCCCCUAGACAAUUACCUGAUCAGGUAGUUCCUCCUGCGCCAACUGGUGUCAAAGAGACUACAGGUCAGAAGCUCGCACAUGCCGCAGUAGAUCCGGGCCAGGCUAAAGACAUGUCCAAUGCGACUACCAUCCAAGCUCAGGAUACCGAGCCAAUUACCGUAUCCGACGACGAUAUGGAUGAUGAUGUUAUGUCUAUCGAUCAGAAGCCGUCUCGGACUAGCAAGAAGACUCGCCAGAAACCAGCAAAGCCACAAUUAACGAUACAGGGAACCAACGCCAAGGCCGAGCAGCUGACCGAACGGUUAGAGCGCCGCGAGUCUGUCUCAACACGUCCGUCGCCAGCGACUAUCCGUCCUUCCUUUCCUAUCCAAAAUCAAAUGGAUAGUGUUGGUGCAAACCGCGAAGGUGGGCUUCACCAGAUCGUUAAUCAUGGGCUUCAACAUCAAGGCUUCAACGUCGCCCAUCCUGGCGGCUGGAGACACCCGUGGCCGUCCUCGUCCCUGAGUCGUCGCAUCAUAUUUCCCGUACAGGUCGAACCGUGGUAUCCCAACCAGGGCCAUGUCGCCAGUAUGCCAUAUACAGGCGCGACCCACCCAUACCCACCCCCAGGCACCUUACAUGCCCCGCCGCCCUCUAUGGUACAGAUGCCACCUUAUGAUGGAUACGGCCAGCAGGAUCCCAGCCUUUGCUUCGGACUUUCUGGGCGCGAGGCAAUGGCCACAAACUCACGUUGGUAUGGGCAGCCGGAAAUGGCAUCUCCACAUCAUGGCGGUGGUGCGCAGGGUAGCUGCUUUCGUAGAAGGGCUGAUGGAUCGCGCGAGAUGCGUCGUGAUUCUGAGUGGAACGAUGGACAGUAA
Neoarthrinium moseri is the source of this 2220-nucleotide messenger RNA. RefSeq lists its product as uncharacterized. NCBI's taxonomy places the organism in Eukaryota, Fungi, Ascomycota, Sordariomycetes, Amphisphaeriales, Apiosporaceae. The record is from RefSeq and is a predicted model, not a curated record. Bases 1 to 2220 code for a protein of 739 amino acids. The transcript has a single exon.